Setaria italica (foxtail millet) is the source of this 1437-nucleotide messenger RNA. RefSeq names its product terpene synthase 2, chloroplastic-like. The transcript has 7 exons. The record is from RefSeq and is a predicted model, not a curated record. Gene Ontology annotation, molecular function: terpene synthase activity; magnesium ion binding. Bases 522 to 1370 code for a protein of 282 amino acids. Lineage: Eukaryota; Viridiplantae; Streptophyta; Magnoliopsida; Poales; Poaceae.
CGCGUUUGCAAUAAUGGCUGCUGCACCCGAACACAUCUUAUCCUCAUCCCUGCAGCCGCCUACUUCUUCCAGCUUCGUCUCCGGCGGCGGCCGGAAACGCUCAGCUACGCCGCCCCGGCGGCUCUUAUCCGGUGUCCAAAACGCUGUUGUCCGGUGACCUUGACCUCCAGAACUGCUGGCGAGGACACAUCAUAUCUUCUCCACAAAAGAGUUUUCUUAGCAUAUUCUCCUUUCAGCUUCACCGGCGGCUGUCCGGCGAGGCGGCCGCCCUUUGCCGGCUUCCAAAAUGCUGCCGGCUAGUGACAUUGACCUCCAGAAGAGCAUCGUUACUAUGUAAAAGACUCUGCAUGGGCAUCGGGAGAGAGGACGGGAGACGAUGGCUGUCGUCGACAACCUCAAGCGCCUCUGCAUCGCCCACUACUUCGAGGAAGAAAUAGAGAGCGCCAUGGGCGUGUGCAUGGAUCUCGUUGACAGCGGUGACCUCCUCGAUGCAACCCUCUCCUUUAGGCUCAUGAGGGAGAAUGGGCAUGAUGUUUCAGCACUCAGCAGAUGACGUUCUCCGGAGGUUCACCAACAGCGCUGGCGAAUUCAGCCUUGCUCCCAGCAAGGACAUUGUGGGGCUCCUAAGCUUGCAUGACAUGUCACACUUGGACAUUGGAGAAGAAGCAUCACUCUACAAGGCAAAGGUGUUCUCAAGCAAGCACCUUGCAUCUGCCAUCAGGUACCUGGAGCCAGGCCUCGCAAGGUAUGUGAGGCACUCCCUGGAUCACCCAUACCACCUGAGCCUGAUGCAGUACAAGGCCAGGCACCACCUCAGCUACCUGCAGAGCCUGCCAAGCAAAAAGUGUGCUACUGCAAUGCAGCAGCUGGCAAUUGCAGAAUUCCAUCUUAACAAACUGCUGCAUCAGAAAGAAAUGGAAGAGGUUAAAAGAUGGUGGAUGGGCCUAGGACUGGCUCAAGAAAUACCGGCGGCCCGGGACCAGUUGCUGAAAUGGUACAUGUGGUCCAUGAUGAUCCUCCACGGAUCUUCCAUCUCCAAAUACCGGGUUGAGUUGAUAAAGGUCAUCUCACUAGUCUAUAUUGUUGAUGACAUAUUUGAUCUUGUUGGCACACAAGAUGAGCUCUCUCUCUUCACCGAGGAAAUCAAAAUGUGGAAUACUGAGCCUUGUGAUUCACUCCCCAGCUGCAUGAGAUCAUGCUACAAGGCUCUUUACACCACUAUGAAUGAGAUCGCAGAUGUGGCCGAAAAGCAGCAUGGAGUGAACCCUGCCAAUCACCUCAGGAAAGCUUGGACAGAGCUGUUUGAUGUUUCAUGGCUGAGUCAAAAUGGCUGGCAGCCGGUCAUGUUCCUGCCGCAGAGGACUACCUAAGAAAUGGCAUUGUCACAUCAGGAAUGCCACUUAGGGGUGUUUGGUUACAGGGACAGUUUGUCCAGUC